AUGUCAUGCCUUACCGGAAAGCCAGCCACCCCGCCUCCCCCCCCCCCACCCCCCCCCCCCCCCCACCCGCCCCCUACCCUCACCCCACACCCCCCCCCACUCCCCUCGCAACCCCCCCCCCCCCCCCCAAACCCCGCCCCCCCACCCACACCACCCCCCCCCUACCACCCCCCCCCGCACCAACACCCGCCCCCCCCGCCCCCCACCCCGCCACCCCCCACCUCCACCACAACCCCCCACCCCCCCCCCCCACCCCCACACCCCCCACCCCCACCCCCCCCACCCCCCCCACCCCAACACCCCCCCCCGCCACCGCCCCCACCCCCCACCCCAGCAACCCCACCACCAACCAACCGCCCACCCUCCACUCCCACCCCACCCCCCCCCACCAAGCCACCCCACCCCCACACCAUCCAACCCCACCCACCCUCCCCCCCGCCAUCCCCCCCCACACCACCACCCCCCCCCCCCACCCCCCAACCACACCCCCCCUCCCCACCCCGCCCCACCCCUCCACCCCCUCCCUCCCACGCCCACACGCACCCCCCACCCUCCCACCCCAACCACCCAUCCCUCCACCCCAACCCUCGUCCCCCCUCCCCCCCCCCACCCCCCCCCCUCACCCCCCCCACCCCACCCCCACAACCGCCCCCCUUACCUCUAUCCCCCGCCUACCCACCCCCUCCCCCCCCCCAACCACCUCCCACCCCCCCCACCCCCCCCCCACCCCCCCCCCCACCCCACCCGCCCCCCCCCCCCCCCCCCCCCUCCCCUCCCCCCCCCCCCCCCCCCCCCCUACCACCACCCCCCCACACCACCCCCCCAGCCCGCCCCACCCCCCCCCCCCCUACACCCCCGCCACCCCCCCCUCGUCCCAACCACCACCCUCCACCCCCACCAGCCCCACCUCCCCACCCCCCCCCACCACCCCCCCCCCCCUCCCCCCCCACAGACCCACCACGACCCCCCCCCCCCCCCUCCCCCCCACCACAUCCCCCCCCCCCAACCCCACCCCCACCACCACCUCCACCCCCGCACACGCUCAACCCUACAACCCCCCCCCCACCCCCCGACCCCCUCGCCCCCCCACCCCACCCCCCACCCUGCCCCCCACCCGCCCCACCCUCCCACCACCCCCCGCCCCCACCCCCUCCCGCCCCCACUACCCCUACAACCCCACCCUACCCCCGCCCCCCGCCAAGCGCCGCACUACCUCUACCCCCACCCACCAUCAGACCCCCGCCCCCCCCACCACCGCCACCACCCCCCCCCCACCCACCCCCCCCCCCCCCCCCCCCUCCCCCCACCAUCCACCCGCCCCCCCCAAGCACCCCCCCCCCCCCCCCCGCACCCACACGCCCUCCACCACGCCCCCCCCCACCCAACCACACGCACCCCACCCUACCCCACCCACCCCACCCCCACCCCCCGCCCCGCACUCCCCCCCCAACCCCCCCACCAACCCCCACCCCACCCCCCCCCCCAACCCCCCCCCCACCACCGCCACCACCCCCCCACCCGAACACCCCCUCCCCCCUCCCCCCCCCACCCCCAACCCGCUCAAUCCCCCCACCCCACCCCCCGCCCCCCACUAACCCCCCCCCCCCCCCACCCCCUCCCCCCCCACCCCCCCACCCCCACCCCCCCCCACCCCCCACCACCCCCACCCCAACCCCACCCCCCCCAACAACUCCACCCACACCUCACACCCCCCCCCCCCCAACCCCCAUCCCCCCAUCCCCCCCCCCCACACACCCGCCCGUACCCCCGACCCACCAGCCCCCACCCUCCCGCCCCCCCCCCCCCCCCAGCCCCCCCCCCACCUCCAACACGCCUCCAACCCCCCCCAACCCCCCCUCACCCCCCCACCCCCCCCCUCACAUCCCCCAUACCCCCCCACCCACACCCAUCACCUCCACUCCCCCCCACCCACCAAACCCCACCUCACUCCCCCCCUCUCCCACCAGGGACUUUGGGAGGCCAGCAGAAGUGGAGGAACCAGGAAGGCAGGCAGCUCCUGCAGGAUACAGGUGCCUGCCCCCACUUGCCACUGCCUGGCUCCUGCUCCGGAGGGUAGGAGGGCCUUUCAGUCAGCGGCGCUCCAUGGCUGCUCCUGCCGCCGCUGUCUGCUAUCCUCCUCCUUGGCCCUGCAGCACAUGGCCACCCAUCAGAGACCAGGAGGUGGCAAAGGGACAGAGGGAGGCACGGAAGGAGGCCGUGCCCUCCGCCUGGAUCAGGCCUAAGCACCCACCACCUUCUGCUCAGCUCUGCUCUGCCCAGCCCUUGGCCUCUCUGGAGGGAUGGAGAGCCGGCUGGCUGAGUGGCUGA
Molecule: messenger RNA, 2328 nt
Organism: Sceloporus undulatus (fence lizard)
Lineage: Eukaryota; Metazoa; Chordata; Lepidosauria; Squamata; Phrynosomatidae
Product: basic proline-rich protein-like
Exons: 12
Coding region: 1-2328 (775 amino acids)
Source: RefSeq, a predicted model, not a curated record